AAACUUCCAAAAUCUGUCACUUUAGUCCACGACACGGAAGUGAGACUCCACUAGGGACUAGUCCUAACAACAUACAGUAGAUGGACCACACAUUUUACCCUUUUCAACUUUAGUACAUUUUGUUAAUUUUUUUUUUAAUUUAAAGAAGUUUAUUAGUGCUGAUUUUUUGGAUUUUCAAAACUGUCAAGGAUUUUUGUCUGCUAUUUCGAGGUAUACAAUUCAGAAUGGAAAGAUUGCACUGUAUAUUUAGCGUCUGUGUUAUGUGCGGAGUGCUGGCCAGUGUUCAAAGAACUUCUGCAUUUCCUACUGGAUCUCCUGUUUCUGCAUGCAGUGACCUCAUGCCUGUCCACAUAGACGGGGAGCUACAGAAGGGUGCCUCACCCUACAUGAUUAUCCUCAACGACACAGUGUAUGGAUCAGCGGCCAUUCGAGUCUCCAUUACUGCUGUUGGGCCAGCGACCAAAGAGUUUAUGGCCUUUAUGCUACAGGCCAGAAACGAAGCCGGAUCGCCACAGGGCAACUUUGGAGACGUCCCUGUGGCUUCCAAGGCCAUGACGUGCUACAAAGAUGGGGACACACUGACCCACACUGCUGCCUUCAUCAGACAGUCCAUGGAAGUGACCUGGUUCCCGCCUGCCAAUAACGUUGGGAAAAUAACAAUUACAGGUUCUAUAGCGCUAUCCAAGGUAAAAUACUGGGCAGUGGAGUCGGCACCAGUCUCGGGCCGGGGCGCCCAGGAUGCAAGCACGAUUGUUAGAACUUCCUCAGGAAGUGGAACUGUGUCGCAUCUGAGCAGCGCCUGUCUCAUCCUUCUGACAGUGUUCGCCAAGCUGGCCAAUCGUUUUUAGCUUUCCUCAUAGUGGGGAUGAGGGGAGGGGUGGGUUUGGAAGUGUUUUGCCAUGUGAUACGUGUGUGUUAGUUUUAUGUACAGAUAUGACCCGGUCUACUUUAAGUAUAAAAUGUAGUGGAAAGAUUAUGAUCCUUUUUACUUCGGAACGUAGAUGUUACAUACUUUUGUUUCAUAUUUAAUACUUUUUGGAUUUAAAUACUAUUAGAAACAUUAAACAAUAACUUUUUAGAGUGUAAUUUUAUCAACUUCUUUUUAUUCAGUAGAAGAUGACAUUGCCAAAAAACACACAAGACAAAACCUUAGGUUUCAUGUUUUUUACAAUUACUGUUAACGUCGUCCAGAAAUUAUUUAAACUUAAUUAUUAAUAGGUUGUCUGUGAUUUAGUCUCUAGUGGAUUUUUUUUUUAAAGGAAACCUUAGAUUUUGUGCUAUGCAAUGUUAGCUAUGUUAUUAAAGAGAGUGUAAAUUUGUCUGCAGUCAUUCUAUUACAAAAUGCAUAUUUGGGAAAUCUAAAUACAUUCAAAUCUUAUUGUUUUUAGAGUUUAAAGUACAGUGCAUUUUGCUUAACUUUCAUUGAUAUCAAUGGUCUGCAUAUUAUCAGUAAACACAAAAUCUUUUAUUUAACGGUAAACUAAUAUAGUUAAUUGAUCUUUAAAAAAAGGGGUUAAAAUAGGAAGAACAACAACUAUUCUAGACUGGUUUAUCAUUUAUAUGUCUAUUCCAUUUUUUUUAUUACUCCCCUUGUUAAAAAAACUUUCUAUUCAGCCUUAGUUUUAUUUUGUAACUUGUUUUUUUUACCCUUUCAUUAUUGAUUGAAACAAAAGAAUUCUUUGAACUAGUUGUGGUUACUGCCUUACGAUGUCUAAAGGCCCAGGCUUUUUUUUUUUUUUUUGUUCCCCAUAAGAUGCUAAUUAUAUUCUUCCAUCUUAAGAAGCUAAAUUUUGUUUCCACUUAAUGCUUAAUGUGAGUAACACCGUCCAAAACAACAAAAUAAUGACGCGUGUACCAGCGCCGAUAUAAGCUUAAAGUCUAUGCCGAGACAGUGAACUGCCAUUUGAUUGAUGACUGGCUAUUAAAAUGUUUUGAAAUAAAAAGAACAUUGACGAAUUUGAGUUUAUUUUUUCUGAUGUUGUUGGUGUGACAGUUUGAAAAUAUUGAUUCAAUAAAAUAUCGUUACUCUCAA
Biomphalaria glabrata is the source of this 2032-nucleotide messenger RNA. RefSeq names its product reelin domain-containing protein 1-like. The record is from RefSeq and is a predicted model, not a curated record. The transcript is spliced from 3 exons. Bases 225 to 848 code for a protein of 207 amino acids. Gene Ontology annotation, molecular function: oxidoreductase activity, acting on metal ions. NCBI's taxonomy places the organism in Eukaryota, Metazoa, Mollusca, Gastropoda, Planorbidae.